AUGUCUGCAUUGUGGCUGCUUCUGGGCCUCCUCACCCUUUCUGACUUCUCUGAAAGCAGCAACUGGGGAUGCUAUGGAAACAUCCGCACCCUUGAAACCCCUGGGGCAUCCUGUGGGAUUGGAAGACGAAGAGGCCUUAACUACUGUGGAGUCCGUGCUUCUGAAAGGUUGGCUGAAAUAGACAUGCCACAGCUGGUGAGAUAUCAGCCCAUUUUGAGGACUGUGGGCCAGAAAUACUGUGUGGAUCCUGCCAUCAUCGCAGCUAUCUUGUCUAGACAGUCUCAGGCAGGCAAUGUUCUGGUCAAUGUCGGAAAUGCAGGCGAUGGAAUCCGGAUUGUGCAGGAUGCUGGCCAGUAUGCUCCUACAUCCUGGAUCAGCGAGUCCCACCUUUCUGAAAUGACUGAGGUUCUGUCAGUUAGAAUCAAAGAAGUCCAGAGGAAGUUUCCAUCCUGGACCCCAGACCAGUAUCUGAGAGGUGGACUCUGUGCCUACAAUGGAGGUAUUGGCUAUAUCAGAAGCAGCCAGGAUCUGAGCUGUGACUUCUGCAAUGAUGUCCUUGCACGAGCCAAAUACUACAAGAGAUACGGCUUCUAA
Molecule: messenger RNA, 594 nt
Organism: Chrysochloris asiatica (Cape golden mole)
Lineage: Eukaryota; Metazoa; Chordata; Mammalia; Afrosoricida; Chrysochloridae
Gene: LYG1
Product: lysozyme G-like 1
Exons: 5
Coding region: 1-594 (197 amino acids)
Biological process (GO): peptidoglycan catabolic process; defense response to Gram-positive bacterium
Cellular component (GO): extracellular region
Molecular function (GO): lysozyme activity
Source: RefSeq, a predicted model, not a curated record